This is a messenger RNA of Microthlaspi erraticum, 1662 nucleotides long. The record is from the annotation of a GenBank genome assembly. Lineage: Eukaryota; Viridiplantae; Streptophyta; Magnoliopsida; Brassicales; Brassicaceae.
AUGGUGCAUCCUUUGGUUGAUAGAGCCACAAGCGAUAUGCUAAUAGGACCUGAUUGGGCAAUGAACCUCGAGAUUUGUGACAUGCUUAAUCAUGAGCCAGGGCAAACGAGAGAGGUUGUGAGUGGCAUAAAGAAAAGGCUUAGUAGUAGGACUUCCAAGGUUCAACUUUUGGCUCUUACUUUGCUAGAGACAAUCGUAAACAAUUGCGGGGAACUUACUCAUAUGCAAGUUGCAGAGAAGGAUAUUCUCCAAAAGAUGGUGAAGAUGGUCAAAAGGAAGCCAAACAUCCAAGUGAAGGAGAAGAUAUUGAUACUUAUAGAUACCUGGCAAGUGAGCUUUUCAGGUCCACAAGGAAGACAUCCACAAUAUUAUGCAGCAUACCAAGAAUUGUUGCGUGCAGGAAUUGUAUUUCCUCAAAGACCUCCAACCACAAUCAAUUCAGGACAAAAUGGUUCUUCGACAACGUAUCCUCAGAAUUCUCGUAACGCUAGACGAGAAGCGAUUGAUACUUCAACAGAGUCAGAAUUUCCAACUUUGAGAGAUGAAUCGUUGCUUUGCCAAGGCCUAGCCUUAAAUGACGAUUUGCAGCGAUUACUUGCGAAGCACGAAUCCAUCGCUUCUGGAAACAGUGUGAUACAAAAGGAAGAAAAAGCUAAAAAAGAAGUUCCUAAGGACCCAAACCAGAUCAUAGAUGUUGAUUCAUGUGAAACCAAAGAUGGUGGUAGUAGUAUUGUGGCUUCUGCAACCAAUGGUCCAAAAAUAGAUCUUCUUAGUGGAGAUGACUUUGAGACACCGAAUGCAGAAAACUCACUGGCUCUUGUUCCUCUUGGACCUCCACAACCAACAAGUCCCGUAGCAACGCCAGACAAUUCCCUCGUCUUAAUCGACAUGUUAUCAGAUACUAACGAAAGCUCUACCCCAACUUCGAAUCAGAAUCAGAUGGUGCAAUCAAAUGGAUUUGGACCAGUCCAUCAAGACCAAUCUUUUUACGGACAAGGACCAUCAGCUGGUCCUGUCUGGAAUCUCCAAAUUUCCCAACAACCAUCUUCUCCUUCUUACGGAAAUCAACCUUUUUCGCCUACCUUUAGCCCUCCCGCCUCUCCUCACUAUGGUGGACAAAACAACAAUGUUCUAGCAUUACCUCCACCACCAUGGGAAGCUCAAUCUCCAAGCUCAAGCCCUCAAUACUCUCCUACUCAUCCAAUGCAAGUGACUCAAGUGGUCAUCACCACGCAUACUCAUCAACCACUCGGUUACAACCCUCAUCAAGGUGGCUCUCCUCAUGCUACCAACAACAAUAACAUGUUUGAUAUGCUCCUCCCUCCAAUGACAGGAGGCCACAUGCCACCUUUUGGCCACAACCCAAACGUCCAGUAUCAUAACAACCCUACAAACAUGUACGGAGGCUACGGAGGACAACCUCAGCUGCCACCACAACAACAGUAUCUUGUAGAACAACAAAUGUACGGAAUGGCUCUUCAAGACAAUGGAACCAACCAUACUAAUAAUCCCUACCAAGUUUCUUCUCAUCAUCCUUCGCCUCUUGGUCAUCCACCAAUGAUGAGACCUAUGAACAAGAAACCAGAGGAGAAGUUGUUUGGAGAUCUUGUUGACCUUUCCAAGUUCAAGAAACCCACUUCCGGACGAGCCGGUAGCAUGUAA